Syngnathoides biaculeatus (alligator pipefish) is the source of this 4237-nucleotide messenger RNA. RefSeq names its product solute carrier family 45 member 3 (gene slc45a3). Lineage: Eukaryota; Metazoa; Chordata; Actinopteri; Syngnathiformes; Syngnathidae. Gene Ontology annotation, molecular function: sucrose:proton symporter activity. Gene Ontology annotation, cellular component: membrane. The record is from RefSeq and is a predicted model, not a curated record. Gene Ontology annotation, biological process: transmembrane transport. The transcript is spliced from 6 exons. The coding region runs from base 421 to 2256 and encodes 611 amino acids.
CAAUUCAAAUUAGAAGUAUGAUUGUCGUAGUACCCAAUGUCAGUUUUAAUGGCUUCUUAAAAGAGCUUUAUCGUGAUUUAAACUUGUGACUUGAACACGGAGACAAAUUCCUCGUGUUUAUAAAUACUCGACCAUGAAAGCGGAUUCUGAUUGGCACGGGCUUUGAUUUACUUUGGAAGUAACAAGCGGAAGAAGUACGCUUGUCCCUCGUGUGGCUUGAUGGUGCUUGUCACUCACAGCUGGCUAGUUGGCCGGCCUCAACUUGAGCAAUAGCCGUGCUGUGUCGGGAACGAGCAAGUCGCUGCAUGGAUUUCCCGGACUUGAACGCAACUGAGACGAACUAAAGAUACAGAAAGCUGAGAGGAGGAUGAAACCUCCAGGUCUUCAAAGACAUCUUCUUGUCUUUGUUGCUCCCCAUCUAUGGUGGCCCCAUCUGCCUCCCCAAAGUUAAACCCCCCCAAACACUCACGAGUGGACAGCCCAAAGGGUAGGAGAGCCGAGCCAGCCCCUGUAAAUAUGCCUGGAUGGAGGUCUCAGUGGCGUCUUGUCCUGCUGAACUCCCUUACCUGUGGCCUGGAGAUCUGCGUUGCAGCUGGGAUCACAUAUGUGCCCCCGUUACUGCUGGAGGCUGGUGUGGAGGAGCGUUACAUGACUAUGGUUUUGGGUAUUGGUCCAGUGCUCGGCCUCCUGUUCAUCCCUCUGAUUGGCUCAGCCAGUGACAACUGCAACAGCAAGUAUGGAAGAAGGCGGCCUUUCAUCUGGCUGCUAUCUCUGGGAGUCCUCCUGGCACUUUUUAUCAUUCCCCAUGCCGACAUCCUGGCUGCACACCUUGCCUGGGGAGGACGCACUUUUCAGGUGGGUUUCCUAAUCCUUGGAGUGGGCCUUCUCGACUUUUGUGGACAAGUUUGCUUCACGCCAUUGGAGGCGCUAUUAUCGGACCUGUAUCGAGAUGGGGAGGACUGCAACCAAGCAUUUGCAAUGUUCUCCUUCAUGGUCAGCUUAGGAGGCUGUGUGGGAUACUUGCUUCCUGCAUUAGACUGGAGCCACAGCCUGCUCUCGGUUUACCUUGGAGGCCAGGAUCACUGCCUCUUCUUUCUCCUCAUCCUUAUCUUUAUAACCAGCCUACUCAUCACUAUGAAGGUUUCCGAAGAACCUUCCUGUACUAUCAACGACUCGGCCGGUGCUGCAUCUUUGCUGGAGCCGGGAAUGGGGACAAAGGAGGCGGGCCAGUGUGGUGUGCCUCGCUCUUGCUGCUACCUUCUUAAGUGCAAGUUGAGGCUUGUGAAGUCGGGACCUGUGCUAUGCUUGCUGAGAACGUGCUGGUCCAUGACCCCUGCCAUUUACAGGAGCUACUGCCAUGUCCCGCGGGUCAUGUGGCAGCUGUGUGUGGCUCAGCUCUGUAGCUGGAUGGCUGUAAUGUCCUUCAUGCUCUUCUUCACAGUCUUUGUAGGGGAAGGUCUGUAUGGUGGCGUUCCCAGCGCGGUACCAGGAAGUGUGCCCAGGGAAAGAUACGACGAAGGUAUCCGUAUGGGAAGUCUGGGUUUGUUCCUCCAGUGUGCUACUUCAACCUUCUUCUCAAUGGUCAUGAGUCGAAUGGUUCACCAUUUUGGAUCCCGCUGGGUGUAUUUGAGUAGCAUGGUGAGUUUCACGGUGUCUGCUUUGGUCAUCUGCCUAUCUAAAAGCGUGGUCCUCGUCACAACCAUGGCGGCCCUGACCGGCUAUGCCUAUGCUGCGCUGCAGACAUUGCCCUACGCCCUCACCUGCCACUACCACAAGGAGAAGAAGGUAUAUAUGCCAAAAAGGAAAGCCAAAAACACAGGUAAAAAUGGUUUUGCAACCAAGAGAGACUAUUUGACUCCAGCAGAAGAGGAGGGCUUACUAAACGACACGGUUGACCCUUCCUUUGGAAAAGUCUUCUUCAGCCAGGACGGUUACUACGCUGCUCGCCUCAACCAGAACGGCUCAGCUCACAGCCCCGCCGGCCCUGAGCCUGAGGACCCGGAGUCGGGAUAUGAAGACCGUGGUGUGGGUUUGGACUUUGCCAUCUUAGAUAGCACCUUUCUCCUCUCUCAGGUUAUCCCCACCCUCCUCAUGGGCACUAUUGUUCAGUUCGCACAAUCAGUCACCGCCUAUAUUGCCUGCUCUGCAGUCUUAGGCGUUGUUGCCAUCUGUUUAGCCAAUCAUAUUGUCUUUGACCAAAAGGACCUCAAAGGCUGUGACUCAGAUGGGAAACCUAUGGGAAAGAUCGUGGAAUAAUGGAGGGGGGAGGAGUGUCGACAAUGCAAUUGCUUAGUAUCCCGGGAGGCCUUGCUCUAUUUUUAUGUUAUUUGCACCUUAUCAAAAGCGUGCCAUUUAUAAGGCAUUGUAGAAUGAGUGAACAUGUCAUCCGGGACGUGCCGCUAGUUUAAAUAGCCACAGGUUUUGCCCCGUUGAAUGAGGGUUUUCCCUUUUCACCACCAAAUAUAUUUACACUCUAUUCUCAGAUGUAUACAGGGUAUAAAAGGUGACAUCAACAGGGAGGAGUGUUGCCUUGCUUCUUCACUCACCUGACACACCAGAUGUUUUAUUUCACAAACCCAUCUGAGGCUUUGGACGAAUUAUCUGUUUCUCCAAUGUAUUGGGAACGCUGCCACCUCCAAAAUAGCACUAGGCAAAAUCACCCUCUAGUUGUCUUUUCUAUUCCGUUCAAGGCCAUUGAGCAGUUGGAAUAUUUUUAACCAAUCCAAAUGAUAACACUCCUAAGCCAGGCACGGUGAUAUUUGGCAGAUGUUAUACAUGUAUUUUUGACAUUUCUGUUGCCUUGCUGGGAACCAAUGAAAAAAAAAUUAAAUUAAAAAAAAAAUCCAUAGUGAUCUUUAUACCUGGCUCUGGUUUACUGUCAAUUAUGACAGUAACAACAACAAUCUCAUUGGUGCCACAGAGACACGCUUAGCCUAACAAUUGUGCCACAUACCACACGAAGUGAUUACAACACACCCCUCCCAUAUCGUGUCUUAUUUAAAAGAGUCAAGAGAGCUAUGUAGUAGAUUAAAUCAAAUCCAUGUAGGAGCUAGGAGCUUAUCAGAAAUGGUUGAGCUGGCAGUUUAUUAGAACUGGACGAUAGAUGGUCCAAAUAGUAUGAAAGUGGACAGCUCUAUCUCUGAUCAGGACAAACAUCUCAGGUUUGCACUUUACCGUAGUGCCCUCUUCUGUCUCAAAGCCGCUGAUAUUCCUUGCUGCGCCUCCGUGCUUUGACGUAAUUAUGACCCUUGACAAUCUAGGACUCCCAGAUGCGCUUUUAUACGCAAUAGUGCUGUAAAUGGUAUUCACAUAUUUUAUCCAUUCCCAAAAGACCAAAUCAUUUGCUCAGUAAACUGUUUGGUAACUAAAGAUGACAGUAUGCACUGCGGAAGACGAGCCUGUGUGUGUGUGUGCGUGCGUGUGUGUAUGUGUGUGUGUCGCACGGUUUCGUGUCAUGCUCAGUGAUCUCUGUUGUAAUCACCAGGCUGUUUUCAUUCGAGCAAUUUGUAUUUGCGUUCAGAUUCUCUUUAACCAGGUACAUGCAGUCGGCCUUUCGAUGCCCGAGAUGUGUUAAGUGUUGUUGUUGUUUUUAACAAACAAGGAUAGUUUUGUCCCAGAAUGCAAAGAAAAAUAUUGUCCAGCAGUAGCACAAUUGUCGAAAAAGUGCCUGUAUGUUUUUCUGCCUUUUGUACAUAAGUAUUUAUUUAUAAUGCUUUUAUUGGGGAAACAGAGUUUUUAAGAUAUUGGCCUUUGGCAUCUGCUCUAGGUGCAAGGAUGAGGGCUAUUUUUGUGAAAGAAAAAAAACUAAAUUAUUUGUACAGUGAUGUGCAACAAUCCUCGGGCUCCUAACUUAUUUUAACAUGAAAACUUUCUUCUGGAGCAUCUGCUGUUUGCUUUCACACUUUAUUUGCCAUGCUGUUGGAUCUUGUUUAUUUUGCCAGCACUGCUUUGAUUACCACUACAAUUCUAUUUUUACAUUCUUUUUUUUUUUCUUUGAAGGCGGAAGUUAAUUUUAGGCCCCCAAACAAGAAAGUUGUCGGAUUUUUAAGCCAGUGCUAAGUGCCAAAUUCAGACUCUUGAAAUUUAUGAUGACUACAUUUUUAUAACCAUGUACCACAAAAUAUUACUGCUUGUUGUCACUGAGGCAUAAUUCCAUGAGACAUUUUACACCCAUCAUAUUACUCUGUAAUAAAUGUGAUCCCUAAACAGUUUUAGAAACAAUAAAAAAUGAACUGGC